AACUCUCACAACUCACAAAAAUAGCAUUAAAAGCCAUUUAACUGGUAGAAGGCUGCGCACUUUCUCCAAGUAAUUACCCUCCAUUAUCACCCAUUCAUCAUCAUCAUUAUCAUCAUCAUUCGUAUAUAUAUUGCCAACUUCUUUCUCUUCGUAUCCCUCAUCACUCACUCACUAAUCAAUCACUAUAUUCCUCGCUUCAUCAAUUCUCUCCCUCAUCAUCAUCUUCAUGGCUUCUUGCAACUUCUUCAACCCUCAACAAAUAGAUGAUCCUUUCCCACUUCCCCCCCAAUUUUCCUUAUAUGAUUAUGAUUAUUAUUCUUUCUGUGGAAACACUAACGAAUAUCCACCACUGGGAUGUUGGGCACACGAGUUGGAGUGUUACCCUUCACUUCCUUUUUAUGAAACUCUUUCCAUCGAGCCAAUUUCAACUAUUAAAGACUGUGACUUUUAUGAUAUCAAGAAAGGGUUUUCUGUCUGGAACGAAGUGGAUGUCGGCUUUGAUUGUUCGGAAAAAAUUUCAUCAUCAUCAUCAUCACUUUCCAACAAUAACAAUGAAGAAAAUAAGAGCAUCCGGAGGGUUAUGAAUAAACGAGUUUGUAGAGAAGAGAGAAGUAGCAACAGUACGAAAAUGUUAUCUAGGAAGAUGAUAUCGGAGUAUUUCUACAUGCCAAUAACUCAAGCAGCGAAGGAACUUGAUGUGGGCUUAACUCUUUUAAAGAAGAGAUGCAGAGAGUUAGGGAUUCGAAGGUGGCCCCAUCGGAAACUUAUGAGCCUUCAAACCCUCAUCACUAAUGUUCAGGAGCUAGGGAAGGAAGAGGGGAGAGAGAGUGAAGAGAAGCUAAGGAAUGCAAUUGAGAUAUUGGAGAAGGAAAAGAAGCUUCUGGAAGAAAUGCCUGAUAUGCAACUUGAGGACAAUACCAAAAGGCUUAGGCAAGCAUGCUUCAAGGCUAAUUACAAGAAGAGGAAGCUCAUGAUGGGUUGUACUUCUUCAAAUUCAUCCGUGGAAUCUUCGUCUUCAUCAUCAUAUCAUAUUAUUGGACAUAAUGCAUUAAGAACAGCUAGUCAGAGUAACACAAUGGGUGGUGUUGAAUUUAUUAGCUUUGAUGAUGAUGAAGAUCAAGAACGAGACAUCAAAUCUGUGUUGUCUUUGCCUUCUUUGUCCCACAACAUUCAAAUGUGUUCUAGCUAUAUGUUUAAUCACCCAAGUGGUGAAUGAUCAAUUGGAGAGUGGUGGUAUGUUGUUUUGUUUUGUUUUGUUUUGUUUUUUUUUCUUUUUGGCCCUUUGUAAAGGUGGUGUUCUCGCAUUUGGUUUGAGUGAAGCACUUUUGUUUUUCAUUCUUCGUCUUUCAAGUUAGAAUGAAUUAAGU
Molecule: messenger RNA, 1367 nt
Organism: Arachis ipaensis
Lineage: Eukaryota; Viridiplantae; Streptophyta; Magnoliopsida; Fabales; Fabaceae
Source: RefSeq, a predicted model, not a curated record